CCUGUAUACCAAUAUGGGGUUUCCGUAGUGUAGUGGUUAUCACGUUCGCCUAACACGCGAAAGGUCCCCGGUUCGAAACCGGGCGGAAACAUAGUUUUGUUUUUACUUUUCCAUAUGUUUAGUUUAUUAAGAUGACAGUUUUGUGUGACUUACGUUAAAUUUAUUUAGACUCACUUUAUUUAGGGGCAGUUAAUCUGUUAUGGAGGUGGAACUAUGAAGGAUUAAGCUGUUCUCCAGCCGGUGUCCCUGAACGUCGCCUUUAGGGGGAGUGUCUGCAGCUUGCGUGUCUCUGCUUUAAACCGUGUGUCUCUGGGGCUGUCCAGCGGUGAGCAGCUGUUCUCUCAGACUUCACGACCGGACACUCCACUGACUCGUUAGUCCACCGGACGGGCCGGCUCCAGCUGCAGCCUGCAGCUCCAGCUGACGGUGGAGAACACGCUACACUGAGCUGAUGUUCAGGAACCAAAGCUGUUGAUGCUGAAUCUCACCUGGCAGAACCUUUCAGCAGAACCUUUGAACUUCCUGUGGGUUCUGACGCCGACAUGGACGACAGCUACAUCUGGCAGCGGCGCAUCGUUCACGGCAUCCGGCACCAGAAAGGCGCUGUUCCCUUCCCAGAGUCGGUGAAGAUCGGCGUGGAGUUCAACGCGGCGCUGGAGAGGAAGGACAAGCUGGACCAGAACCUGCUGACCAACGCCGUCAUGCUGGAGAUCUGCAGCUUCGCCAAGACGGUGACCAAGUCCGAAAAGUACUUCCUGUUUGAGAUUCUGGAGUUGAACUUUGAGCUGGGCGUGGACGUGGAGGACGGCCAGCAGUGCUACGCCUACUCUCUACGGGUCUACAACAAGAUCAAGCUGCUGAGGGAGCAGAUCCGGCUGAAGCCCGGCCGCUGGAGGGAACCGUUCACGCUGCCCGAUCCCAACUUCACGUCGGUGUACGGGGCCACGUCGGAGGUUCUGAGGCAGUACUACCCCAAACACAACCGAACCGCCAACAUCUCUCUGCUCACCGACGGCAGCAACAACCUCCAGAAGGCCGGGGGAGUCAGCAGGAAGCGGAGAGGAUUCCAGGGAAAGCCCAAGGAGGACGUUUUUCCUUUCUGCGCUGAGCUCGGUGUCUCUCUGAUCAUCCAACCGGACCAAACACCCAAACCCAAGCUGGACCCAAACUUCCUGACCAAUGGGGUGAUGCUGGAGCUGCUGGACUUCUCCAGACAGCUAUGUGGAACCCACACUCACAUCGUCUUUGACCUGGUGAAGCAGAACUUUGGUCUGGAGCUCAACAGGAUGCUGUUCCGGGUGCAAUUCAACAAAAUGGUGGAGAAGAAGAACGCCUGCCUGAUGGCCGAGGACAAGGACACCUUCUUCAAGGAGGUCUUCAGUUUCCAGCCUGAGAAGAAACGACAGAAGAGGAAAAGACCCGAUAUUGGCGAGCAGGAAGUGGAGAUACUGAGCAGCCAGAGGAGGUCGACGCUGAGGCAGAGGAGCAGCGGUGAACCCUUGGAGGACGGAGAUCUGUCCUACAUGUGUCCGGUGGACUCUGAGCCAGAAACAGAACCAAAGCUGGAAGCAGAAGAUAACUUAUCAGAGGACGUGAAGCAGCAGCAGGUGGAGGAGGUGAAGCAGGAGGAUGUGGAGGAGGAGGACAUGAAGCAGGAGGAGGACGUGAAGCAGCAGGAGGAGGUGGAGGAUGUGGAGCAGCAGCAGGAGGAGGACAUGGAGGAGGAGGACGUGAAGCAGGAGGAGGAGGACGUUUUCAUCUCGUCAACACAGACCAACGAUUUAAGAUCGGAACCAGAGAAGCAGAAGCUGUGGCAGAGACGAGCCGCUCGCUCUGAGAAGAUCCUGGCCCACUGCCGAGUCAACGACCAGUUCUCCCACUGCAGGGAGAUCGGACUGGACUUCAGCGUUUGUUCCAGCAGGAAACAGAACCUGGACCUGCAGCUCUUCACCAACCGGGUGCUCUGGGAGGUUUACAAGUUUGGAGGUGCGAUGAAGAAGAGUUUACGCCAUUUCUUGUUUGAGAUUCUGCUCAACAACUUCAACUUACCGCUGCAGGAUGAAACGCAGGAGCGGAACUUCAUGCUUUACCUGUCGACGAAGCAACGGCUCCUGCAGAACCACAGCGACAGGGAGGAGCAGGAGUUCCUCAGCAGGCCCUUCAGGUUCCCUCGAGUUUACAACGUGAGCUUUAAAGAAGAGAAGACGCAGGAGCAGGAGCAGCAGCAGCAGGAGGAGCAGCAGCAGCAGCAGCAGCAGGAGGAGCAGCAGGAGGAGGAGCAUCCCUUCUGUAAAAAGCUCGGCCUCAACCUGUGGUCCACUGAGGAGCAACCGGCCAAUCAGAGGCUGGAUCUGGGCGUCCUGACGUGUGGCGCCGUCCUGGAGAUGUUCAGCUUCGUCCGGCAGCUGUGUGGAAACGUCCACACCACCGUGAGCGACGUCCUGGAGCACAACUUUGACCUGGACCUGCAGAGCGGCCGGACGGAGCUGGCCCAGAGGAUCCACCGGUGGUUCAUCACUCAGCAAAGCCUGAUGAAGAAGCAGCGGAUCUCCAAAGUCAACCUGUGGCUGAACACGACCGUCCCCCUGAACGAACCGACACCCAGCAGCGAUUUGCACCAUCCACACCCCCAAGACUCUGAGCUGGAUGUGAAGCCGGUGGACGUGAAGCCGGUGGAUGGAGGCGAGCAGCGGCAGGACAGACUCUACCACAUCUGCCAGCAGAUCGGGCUGGACCUGGACCUCAGCUGUAGGCCAGAACCCAAAGCCAAGCUGGACCUGCAGCUGCUGACCAGAGCCGUCCUGCUGGAGGUGCACCGCUAUGUGGAGCACAACUGCAACCGCUACGUCCCCGCCCUCUACGAGAUCCUGGAGCACAACUUUGACCUGAGCUCCCAGAGCCACCGCCGGGUGGAGUUCGCCUGGUCCAUCGCCUCGCAGGUCAUCGCCAUGGCAGCCAAGCACAGCAGGAAGGAAGGCUACCUUAAUGCCGUGUUCCAGCUGCCCUUCGAGGACCGCCAGGAUGUCAGCAAAGACGACGUCUGCAAAGACGAGCCGGACGACCACCUCCACCACCCGGAGCUCAGCGACAGCACCGACAUCGUGUUCGUCCGGAAGCUGAAGCCCGUGGACAUCGAGGUGGAGAUCGAUUAGAACAUAGAGCCCCGGUAGAACUAGAGCUGCUUUUUGUCUCUCUUUGCCUUUUUUGUCUCAUUUUGCCAUUUUAGUCCUUUUGUGUCUUGUUCUUGCCUUUUUUUGUCUCAUUAUUGACAUUUACUGUUUCAGUUUUGUCAUUUUUUGUCUCUAUUUUGAUGUUUUCUGUCUCAGGUCAGAAUCCUGCUAGAACCGGAGGUGGAGUCAGUAAAACGUCACUUUUAAAAAGCGGGUUUUGCUUUAAAAGGUUCCUAUUGGUCAUUAAAGGGUGCGUAUUGAUUGUUUUGGUGGUUGUGAAACAGUUUCUAACCUUCAUCAAUGUGCUGCUGAAUGUCCAGUCACUGUUGAACUGAUCAGGAAAAUAAAGUCACAGUGGACUCAUUUUCUCCAACCAAUCCAGAUCUAAACAACAAGUCUGUUCCCUUUUUCAUGACAUCAAAGCUGCUGAGAUGUGAACAAACUGCAGGAAUCUUCCAGCUGCUGUUUAAUAAUGUCUCAUUUUGUGUACGUUUACCUCUGAGUGAACUGGUCCUCCAGAACAUCCUGGUGUCAUUGUGAACGGUGAACAGGAGGUUUUAUGGUGACAUUAAUUAAAAAUGUGACUCUGUUCACCUUCAGCAGCGUCAGCAGCCGAGUCCUGCUGAGUUUGUCUGAAUAAUCUGAGUCCCUGUUUUGAGUGUUUAUCUGGAAAACGUGUAAAAUCCUGUUGGAUGUGCAUCAAACGUUCCUGAAACCUGCAGGCUCACGUGUGGAGGUCCCAGAACGUUGAACAUGUCGGGUUGAAUUAGCUGGAGCUGCAUUAAAGGAGACAUUGUGGGA
Acanthochromis polyacanthus (spiny chromis) is the source of this 3971-nucleotide messenger RNA. RefSeq lists its product as uncharacterized. The coding region runs from base 543 to 3152 and encodes 869 amino acids. Lineage: Eukaryota; Metazoa; Chordata; Actinopteri; Pomacentridae. The transcript has 2 exons. The record is from RefSeq and is a predicted model, not a curated record.